Molecule: messenger RNA, 367 nt
Organism: Aphanomyces astaci
Lineage: Eukaryota; Oomycota; Saprolegniomycetes; Saprolegniales; Verrucalvaceae
Exons: 1
Coding region: 11-367 (118 amino acids)
Biological process (GO): protein homooligomerization
Source: RefSeq, a predicted model, not a curated record
AUUUUGCAUCAUGACGGAACAAAUCGAGCAGUUGGACGUGAAGUUGGCCAAGUGGAACGAGAUGGAGCGCCGCGUACAAGAAGACGUAGCGAACGUUUCAAGUGUUAUCACGCUGAACGUGGGCGGCACCAUCUUCCAAACGGCCAAAGACACGUUGCUGCGUGUGGAAGGUAGCUACUUUCAUGCGUUGCUCGGGUCUGGCAUGUGGAACCCCACACCGGGCAUGGGGGGUGCAUACUUCUUGGACUUGGACCCGGUUGUGUUUCGUCGCGUCCUGCGCACGGGGAAGGUAUCGACGGACGGACUGAACGACCUGGAACUGACAUCGUUCAAAUCCAUGAUGGAGUAUUUUCAGCUCCACGAGUGA